AUGAUGCCAGUCCCAUUGUCAGAAGACAACCCUUUCCAGUCCUUAAUUGCGGAGGCAAACAAUGAUUCGGGGGUAUUACAAUCUCGAUACGAGAACCACCGAGUGGCUCGCAAUGGCCAGCAAAGUGCAAAGAUCCUAGCUGACAGCUUUCCUGGCUGGUCCCUUGACGAGGUUUUGAAGCGACUUGAUGGCCCUGGAAAGGAAGACGGAUUUGUUGAUCCUCGAAACUGUCUUGUCAUUUGGGCCAGACCAUCGCCUCAAGUUCGCGACUUGAUAUGCUUUAUUCAAAACGAGUUGAAGAGCAUUUCCCCUUCUCUCUGGCUCAUGCCACCUGAAAACCUUCACACAACUAUCUUGGAAGCCGCUCAUUCUCUGACGGAAGAGCAAAUCGAAGAACUUGUCCAGACCCUCCUGUCAUCCAAGGACGUGACGUCUGCAGAUAUUGCAGCGUAUCCACGCAGCCACCCUACACGUCUCAUCAAGCCUAUGGUAAGCUUUGAUUCUGCCGCACUGGCGCUCAGCUUUGUUCCGGCUGUUGGUGAGUGCCUAGAAGCGGAAUCUAGCGAUACCGAGCACUACACAUACCAUCAUCUUCGCCGAGAUGUCUUUGACAUGGUCCGACAAACCAAGGUCCCUGUUGCUUCGCGUUAUAGUGUUCCCUCGGCACAUCUCACUAUCGCAAGGUUCAUCUCCCAGGACGGGUUUCUGAUCAGGGGAUCAGAUGGCGCGGAGACGGUCGAUCAUGCGCGUGUCAAGAUGUUGGUUGAUAAAAUUGGUGAGAUCAACCAAAAGUUGGAAAAUGAGUAUUGGCCCGAAGAGGGUACUAUCAGGGAGGGGGGUGAAUGGAUUGUUGGCCAAGAGGGCCUAGUCAUUCGGAGAGGCCGUGUCUGGUAUGGGGGCGGCGAGUAUGUGCCGCUUGACUAG
This is a messenger RNA of Penicillium samsonianum, 924 nucleotides long. RefSeq lists its product as uncharacterized. NCBI's taxonomy places the organism in Eukaryota, Fungi, Ascomycota, Eurotiomycetes, Eurotiales, Aspergillaceae. Bases 1 to 924 code for a protein of 307 amino acids. The transcript is spliced from 3 exons. The record is from RefSeq and is a predicted model, not a curated record.